Messenger RNA from Talaromyces stipitatus ATCC 10500, 1288 nucleotides. RefSeq lists its product as uncharacterized. The coding region runs from base 221 to 1288 and encodes 355 amino acids. The record is from RefSeq and is a predicted model, not a curated record. Lineage: Eukaryota; Fungi; Ascomycota; Eurotiomycetes; Eurotiales; Trichocomaceae. The transcript is spliced from 5 exons. Gene Ontology annotation, molecular function: arylformamidase activity.
AUUGCGUACGUUUUUAUGAGGACUUCUCCCCGAUUCGACAAUCUUCCCGAUAUCAACAUUACGGAACAGUGCGAAACACAAUCUGGAUGUCAUGUUGAACAAUAUUGAUCUUGUAUCCGAUCUCGCGAUCUUAGGUAUUUGGCAAUUGCAGUUGUACCAAUUGCCUUGAUGAUAAUGGUUGAAUUCUCGCGAGAACCUCAGAGAGCCGUUCUACAGCAGCAUGUCUUUACUUCGUCUACUUUCGUCCGCCACCGGAUGGCUUUCUGAGAACGAUAGUUCCCAGAGCCCACCGCCAGGAAACAGGAAUUACUCAUCAGCAGACACCAAUAUGAGCAUACCUCUGCCCAAGUUCGAUGAUUUGCCGUUGAGAAAAGGAGACCCCAAAUGCUCUGCAUGGAGUUUAUGGGGAAAAGAUGAUGAAUUGGGGACAUUGAACCUCAUCACCGAGGAUGUCACGAAAGCUGCCGCAUCAGAAGUUAAAUUAGGCAAGGCAGUUAAUCUAAACCUUCCGUUGAAUGUUCCCUUGAAACCAAUGAAUCCGCAAAGAAAGCCCUGCGUGCAUACUUUAAUUCCAAAAGGGCAUGCCAAUGAUGAUGAACUCUAUUUUAAUACGCAAAGCUCAAGCCAUUGGGAUGGGCUGCGACAUUACCCCUAUUCCGACACAAAACAGUUUUACAACGGCGUGGCUCAGGACGACAUAUCUGGGAUAAAUAAGUGUGAUAAAAUUGGCAUUCACAAUAUUGCAACACAUCCAAUCGUCACACGAGGCGUCUUAGUCGAUUGGUAUUCGUAUGUUGUGAAAAAUAAUCUCCCACAUAAGCCUUUUACAAAUCAACAUAUUCCUCUGAAGCAACUUCUGGAAGUUGUCCGAGAAGAAAACAUCACUUUUCGAAAAGGGGAUGCUCUAUUAAUCAGAACCGGCUGGACGGAUGCAUACAACAAAUUAUCGGAAGAAGAGAAAGAAAACCUCGGUGGCAGAGAUGAUCGAGCAUCUAUCGGAAUUGAGGCUACGGAGGAAUCUAUUCGCUGGCACUGGGAUCAGAAAUUUUCUGCUGUGGCUAGUGACACAGUAGCCUAUGAGGCAUGGCCGUCUCCUAAACCUUGGGGUGUCUCUAUGCAUGAGGUCUUUCUCAGUGGCUGGGGAAUGCCAAUUGGAGAGUGCUGGGACCUGGAAGAACUCAGUGCAACAUGCGCAAAACUUGGCCGUUGGACAUUUAUGUUGACCAGUCAACCUUUGUAUCUCCCUGGUGGCGUUGCUAGUCCCGCUAAUGCUACUGGUAUAUUUUAA